This is a messenger RNA of Nothoprocta perdicaria, 2713 nucleotides long. It is a transcript of the gene LRRC45, whose product is annotated as leucine rich repeat containing 45. Gene Ontology annotation, cellular component: centrosome. The record is from RefSeq and is a predicted model, not a curated record. The transcript has 17 exons. Gene Ontology annotation, molecular function: protein binding. NCBI's taxonomy places the organism in Eukaryota, Metazoa, Chordata, Aves, Tinamiformes, Tinamidae. Bases 1 to 2001 code for a protein of 666 amino acids.
AUGGAGGAGCUCGGUCGGGCCUACGCGCGGCUGUGCGCGGCGCCGCAGGAGGCCGUGCUGCGGCGGCUGCGGGAGCCCGGCCGCGCCCGCCUCGACCUGGCCGCGCAGAGCCUCUCGCUGGAGACGUGCGGCGCCCUGGCGCGGCUGCUGCCCGGCGCCGCGCCCUUCGCCGAGGUGCUGCUCGGCGACUGCGGCCUCAGCGAGGAAGGUGUCAAACUUUUGUUGAAUGGGCUUUGCUCCAACACCACAGUCAAAUCUUUGGAUUUGAAGGGGAAUAAUCUGCGAACUGUAGGAGCGGAGGCUUUGGGAAAACUUCUUAGGGAGAAUCAGUCCAUCAGGAGCUUAAUCUUGGAAUGGAACAGCCUGGGCGUGUGGGAGGAGGGCUUCUCCUUUUUCUGCCAGGGACUGGCAACAAACAACUUUCUCCAGCGGCUAGAUCUGCGCAACAACCAGAUAAACCAUCAAGGGGCAGGAGAGCUGGCCAUGGCACUGAAACGAAAUGCCAGCCUGCAGGAGCUAGAUUUGCGCUGGAAUAAUAUUGGGCUUUUGGGUGGCCGAGCUUUGUUGAACUGCCUGCACAGCAAUAAGACCCUGAAGAAGCUGGAGCUGGCUGGGAACAAUGUUCCCAGCGAUAUCCUGAAGGCUGUGGAACAAGCCUUGGAUCACAACCAAGACCGUCAAACAAUUCUCAAUGAGACCCACAGUCGAACCCAUGUGCUCAGCAAGGAGGUUCUGAGUCUGAAGAAUGAGAAGGCAAAGCAGUUUUUGGAUUUGAUGGACACUAUAGACAAACAGAGAGAAGAAAUAACCAGGAGCAGUAGGAUGUCUACAGCACGAGUCAGCCAGCUGCAGGAAGCACUGGAUGAUCAGCACUCUAUUAUGAAUUCACUGAAAGCCAAGCUGCAGAUGACUGAAGCUGCCUUGGCUCUGGCUGAGCAGAAGGUGCACAACUUGGGAGAGCUGGUCAGUGCCAUGAAACAGGAGCAAACUAGUGUGGCUGAGCGCCACCUUAAGGAGCUCCAGCAGCAAAAACAGGAAGGUGCUGAUCGAGAAGGCAAACUUUUCCGGGAGUUGUCUGCUGCCAGUGAGAAGAACCUACUUUUAAGAAACCAGGUGGAUGAGUUAGAAAAGAAGUGCAAAGUCCAACAGGAUCAGCUCUUCUAUGUAAAACAAGACUUGACCAACACAACAGCAGAGUUGAAGCUUCGGGCUGUGCAGGCUGAGGAACGCUUAGAAGUGGAGAAGAAAAAAUUUAAACAAAGCCUUGAAGACAUGGAAUCCCUUCGGUUAAAAGAGGUGGAUCGUAUGACACAACAUGUUGAGGCCAGUGAACGUUCUUUGCAAGAGAGGAUCCAGAGGCUGGAGGCCAUCAGGAUAGCUCUGGAGGAGGAGCUGAGCCAAGUCAGAGCAGCUGCACUUACUGAGCGAGGCCAGGCAGAAGAGGAGUUAAUAAAACUGCGAAAUCAGGCACGGUUGGAGGAGCAACAGCGACUAGAACAGCUACAAGAAAAGCUGCGGCUGAUGAGCGAGUUGAGAGAUGAAGCUCAGAACUGUUAUCUUAGACAAAAAGAAGUGGUUGGUGAGGUCCAAGCGAAGGCAAAUCAGUUGAGCCUGCAUGCUGAUGGACUCAGAAGGCAGAUAGAGGAACUUCAGCAGGAUCUGAACAUUAAGGAACAGGAGAAGGUGACAGAGGUGAAUAAAGUAAAAGUGGAGUUACAGGAGCAGAUUGGACACCUGCAGGCUGAACGCACAGCACAAGAAGGGCUUAGAGAGAAGAUUGCAGCCCUGGAGAGGCAGCUGAAAGCCCUGUCAAGUAAUCACCGAGAGACACUGCUGGACAAAGAAGGUGAAAUCUCUAUGCUGCUGGAGAGGUUGAGAAUGAAAGAGGCUGAGAUCUCCAGGAUGAGGGAAGAAGAGGCCCAACGAGCAAGCUUCUUGCAGAAUGCCAUCAUGGCUUACGUGCAGGGUUCCCCUUUAGGACCUGUCAGUCCUAGGAAAUAAGAGCGUGGCCUAAAGCAUCCAUAUAGGAUAAGCUAAUUUUUAAGUGGGAGAGUUUUGUCAAAGUAUGGUGGCAUGAAGGAUUGCAAACUGAAGCAAAUGUUCUGCUGCUCCUGUAAAAUCUUGCUACGGACAGCAUAAAGGACUGAUGAAAGCAGCAUCCAAGGCUGGGAUUGAGGCAGGUGGGACUUGAGCAUGUGGAGCCCUUCUGCUGCCCUUCUACAGCAUUUGAAACUUUCCAUGGCCUUCUGCAUGGUGCUAGUUUCUCAGCGCACCUAGUCAUCACUGAUGGUGCUGUGAAUUCCUUGGGAUAUGGACCUUCUGAAACACUCGGUUGGAUGCCAGGGCUGCUCACAAUGAAAUACUGUAAAUGACAGGCAGAAAAGUUUCUUAUGGCUCUCUGUAGAUGGGAGCUGGUUACUUUGCUCUAAGCCAAUAUGGAGUCCAGAAAUGCUGGCUCUCAGCCACCUGCACCUUUAUAUGCACGUUUGUCGCACUUUGGCUCUUCUGCGCUGCUUCUGGCUGUACUGAUGGCAGCAAAGGGGUGCUCACUGCACUCAGAAAUAGCUGUGCUGAGGUGGACUGUGCAGGGGCUCUACGUGUCCUUUGGGAACAGGUGAUUCUUAGCCGUGACUCAAGCCUGUACAAAAGAGGUGACAUUAGAACAGGGUUUUCGUUGCUGUGAGCUGCAUCCCUGGGCUGGCAUCCUUGUGGU